Messenger RNA from Naumovozyma dairenensis CBS 421, 720 nucleotides. RefSeq lists its product as uncharacterized. NCBI's taxonomy places the organism in Eukaryota, Fungi, Ascomycota, Saccharomycetes, Saccharomycetales, Saccharomycetaceae. The record is from RefSeq and is a predicted model, not a curated record. The transcript has a single exon. Bases 1 to 720 code for a protein of 239 amino acids.
AUGAAAAUAGACAACUCAAACCAGCAGCGAGGAUUCCUACCUCACGAUUCUACCGAGAACGUCGUUCUUCCAAAAGAGAAGUUUUCAUUAUGGGUAAUAUAUUUACUCGAUGAAUACGUACAUCAACUUGAAUGUCACAUUUGCGCGGGUCUUGUUAUUUUAUUCACUGCUCUCACGUUAAUCUUUACACAUUUGAAAAAUUUUCCAUUUACACUCUCCUGUUGUCGCUUUUUCAUGAAACUUUCAUUGUUUUCUUUCUUAUUGAUGUUUUUAAUAUCUUCUUAUUGGAUGUUUAAACUAUGCAAGAUGAACUUACAGAGUGAAAUAAAAAUUCUAUUAGAAGUAAUUGAGUGCAAACCGAACGCAUCACCACACAGUUGGGACAUUAUUGCAUGUCAUAUGAAUGAAUAUCUUUAUUCAGAAGGGUUUUAUUCUACUCCCAAUUUCUUUUAUGAUGGUAGCGGAGUCUAUCGUUGGUUUAGAUUCGCCAUCAUGAAGCGCUUACAGGCCCAAUUAGCAAGAGAAAACCGCCUCACUGAUGAUGGAUCAGAAAUUGGAAAAUAUGAAGUGGUUGCAUUCAGAGUGUUUAGAGAAACAGUCGACAAAUAUUGGGCAGAUGAAUACCCUGUGGCUUUUGAGGAAGUAAUAAAUACGCGAAAUAUGAGAAAUGCUAGCAGCUCUAAGCAAGAUAAUGCACCAGCAGAUGGGGAUAUGGUUUAA